Messenger RNA from Schistocerca gregaria, 3891 nucleotides. Its product is annotated as kelch-like protein 28. The transcript has 10 exons. NCBI's taxonomy places the organism in Eukaryota, Metazoa, Arthropoda, Insecta, Orthoptera, Acrididae. The coding region runs from base 356 to 2125 and encodes 589 amino acids. The record is from RefSeq and is a predicted model, not a curated record. Gene Ontology annotation, molecular function: protein binding.
GCACAAUAACCAUCAUUCUUACUGUUAUGUGGACGCUAUUGCGCGAGAAUCGUCCGACUGACACUGACAUAUCCGGCUAAGUUAGUGUUUUGUUCGAGGCGUCUCGCGGAACUGCCAGCAGUUGUAUGUAGAAAGAAACAGUAAACAUAAAUAUACACAGUUUUUCACACGCUAGGAGCCAAAAUGAAACAGCAAAUAAUAUGAGUAGCACACUGGUGCAAGUGUUCACGACUCUAUAUAAACUUGUAAAUAACGUUUUAGCAAAUAGUUGCAUACUGUCACAUUGCGAAACGUCAAGAGCAUUUUUUGUGAGGGCAGCCUGAAGAAUAUUUAACGACUCUUGGAAAUUAUUACAAUGGGCCAUGUACUGUACCAUCAUGACAAAUUGCAUGCUAACAUAGUGCUCCAGAAUGUGGCCCUAUUUCAACAUUCAAAGGAGUUAUGUGACAUCACACUCACUGUUGAGAAUGAGGAGAUAAGAGCUCAUAAAAUUGUUUUAGCAGCUUCAUCUCUAUAUUUUAGGACUAUGUUUUGUGGAAGUUUAAUGGAAAGCCACCAAGAAAAGAUAGUUCUCCAUGACAUUGAACUACCUACCUUUAAGGAAAUCGUACAUUUUAUGUACACAGGUCAAAUAAAGAUUUCUGAGGAAAAUAUUUAUUCUGUGAUCAGUAUGGCAGAUUUCCUACAGAUUCCAGCUUUAAGCCACCCCUGCUGCCAGUAUCUACAGACAAGUCUCUGUGUAGACAACUGCCUAUCAGUGUACCAGACUGCUAUAGGUAGUGGUUACAAUGAUCUUGCCCAUCAAGCUUUGCGCUGCAUACUUCGUAAUUUCUCAUCAGUGUGUGAACAGCCUGAGUUCUUGGAUGUAACUAUUGAACUGUUGUCAGAUAUUCUUUUUUCAGAUUACAUAAACAUUGAUGAUGAAAGUAGGCUACUUGAGAUAUUUAUUCAUUGGAUAAAAGUUGAUCUAGAGAACCGUGCACGACACAUUCCUUUGAUUCCAAAAAUGAUUUGUUUGGAUGCAGUACCAAUGGAAAAGCUUAUCUCAGUAAAAAUUGAUUCAGUUAUGUUCAAGACUGAGCUUCGUUCUAUAAUGGAUAAAUGUAUUGAUAAAAUUUUGACUGUAAGAUAUGAUGAUCCAGAACAAAAAGACCUUACAACGAAUGAAGAGAGACCCUGCAAAUUUUUUCGAUACCAUGCUGAGCAACAGGUGAUGUUAGUCAUAGGUGGAAAAAUGGAUGAUACAACCACUCAUGCAAGUGUAGAAUGUUUUACUCCUGGAUUUAGUCAAUGGAGUUAUCAUCUUCCUGGUCACAAAAUAUGCAUAAAGAGUAUGCACCAUGCACGAUCUUCAUUUGCUACAGCUGCCAAAGAGUAUGAUGUGUAUGUCAUUGGAGGGAAAAGUGAGUCUGGUCUACUGGACACAUUUGAACAUUAUCAUGUGAAAUGCAACACGUGGAAUUUGUUACAAAAUAUUCCUAAAGCAGUAGAGGGUGCAGCUGCUGUUAUUGCAAAUGGAAAACUUAUUGUAACAGGAGGUCGAUCAACGACUUGUUAUGAAUCUUCUACAUGGGUCUUUGACAAUACUGUGAAUAAAUGGCAGCAACUUGAAUCGAUGAAAAUUCGCCGUGGCUUUCACUCCUGUGUUUGUGUAGGGGGCAUGGUAUAUGCUUUAGGAGGCAUUGGUGGAGAAUCCCCAACUGCAGGAGGAUGUAUAUCAAAAGUUGAGAGACUUGACAUUUCACAAACUGCAUGGUACUUUGUGGCUCCCAUGGUGCAGGCACGUGCUCACUUUGGUUGUGUGGCAAGUGGUCAUUCCAUUUAUGUUGCUGGAGGCACUUCUGAUGAGAUAUACCUCAGAAGCAUUGAAAGGUAUGACACAUCAACAGACACAUGGUGUGUCCUGAAGCCAAUGCAAAUACCCCGAGCGUAUUUUGGAAUAACAGUUUUCCACAAUCGAAUUUAUUGUGUGGGUGGCAGUGAUAGUGUGCAUGAACUCAAUACAGUAGAGAAAUAUAAUCCAAGCACUGACAUGUGGCAUUGUGUUAUUUCCAUGAAUGUCAAACGUGUGUCACCAUCUGCAGUAACAGUAUAUAUUCCAACAUUUCCUGGCGAGCUGCCAUAAGUACUAAUGUAUAUAUGUAUGGAUCAUACUGGCACUACUCUUGAUAAUGAGAUGCUGUGAAAGAAAAUGUUGUGUGCCAUGUUCUUCUUUUUCCUUAAAGAAAAAAAGAGGAGAAGAAGAAGGAAAAGAAAUAAAUCUAAAGAAUUCCCAAGUAUUACUACUCAGAUGACUUCCAUGAAUCAGACUAAAGAGAAAUGAGGAAACCAGGAAUUAUAUGUGAUUAUUAAUCUGUGAGUGUUAGUGCAGCAUUGGAUAAGGAAGAAGUAACAUGGUACAUUGGAAAAAGCUUAUACAGAGCCAGAGGAGAGCAGGGACUUCAAAGUGAAGAGAAAUGUAAACAUGACUAUUAAAGAAGAAUGGAAGUUAAUUGAGACAAAGGAAAGUUACAAUACUACAUUUAUGAACUUUUCCUAGCAGUUAGAUAUUUUCUUUGUCAAUAAUUCACUUAACUGAAACUUGGAAGUGGUUAAAUGCUUGUCUGACAAUAAGAAGGUCUGCUACCCUGUCUUUUUUCUUGUGCCAUCACUAAAGUAAGAAGUAUCUCAAAAUGAAUGAGACAAAACUAUUCGUUCUAAAAUUCUGAGAUGCAGGAUGAUGAUGGGCAGUGAAAGGAAAGUUUCCAUAUAAUUAUCAGACAGAAUGCUUAUAAAGGGGAAAUGGUUUUAUUUAGUACCAGCAUCCCAUGUAUUAGCUAACACAAUGUGUUCUUCUUGUCUGAUAUUCUUAGAAACAGCUAUUUAAAAAUUUAACAGUUUUAGUUGCAUCAGCUCAUUUACACCUUUAUUAGAUGUAUAUGUAAUCUAUUACUCUUCAUUUAUUUAUCAGGACUAAUAAUAUGCCUAUUGAUGUGAACAGCAUAGAUAUUAGCUGUGUGAAAGCUUUAGCUUUGUUAAAACUCUGUAAACAGAUCUGCUGCAAAUAGAAACAAAUGAUGGGAUGUUACUUUAUAAAUCUAGCCACAAAUGGUACUGAAUAAGACAGAGAAGAAAUAUAUAUUUGAUGUGAGACUGGGUACAAUAUAUCCAUCUGCCAAAUGAGGCCAGUGAUAAAUCCUGAACCUUUGUAACCAAAGGUUCCUUACCAAAGAAAACAUGGAAACUAGUGGAAAGUUAAACGUGUAAAAAGGAAAUAAGGUGUAGCAGAGCAACUCACUACUUUAGAUCAGGUAACACUUGUAAAAUUGACUACAAUUUACCUGACAUGUUGUGACUUUGUUUCUAAUACACCAAUUUUGUUGUUUGCCUUCUCAUUGCCUCUUGCAAGCAUGCGUUUCUCUGGACCUGUGCUACAAAGAUGCAGUAACAAGCAUCUGGAACUCAGAAAUGUAGGAAAUCAAAUAAUUAAUAUAGACAUUUUUUCUGUUGCAGUUCAAAGUGUCUUUCCCACCCACUUCUUAAAUAAAAAAGAAAAACUAUUUAAUUUCCAGUGAACAAUUAGCUGCUUCAUUCUACUAUAGUUUGUGUUGCCAAUGAGUGUGAUUCUUCAGUUAUAUUGAGAUAUUAUUUCCAAAAACUUACUGUUACAAGUGACUAGCUUUAAGUUCUAUUUUUAAAAAAACUCAAGAUGACAAAAAAUAUUGCAAAAUUCAAGUAACUGUAUGCCACAUGUAACUUUGUCAGUAAUCAGUUGUUGCUAAUGACUACUUACAUUAACUUCUUCAAACACGUUGCUGUCAUUCUACUGAUUAUCAUUACACAUGUUCCAUGUAAGUUAUUCCAGCAUAAAUUUUGGAAAAUAAAUGAACUACAGUGAUUGGUCACAGAGUA